UCUAGUCUGAGGAUUGCCUUAGCUUUGCUAUGUCACAAACUCAGCGUUACAACAAUGACCUAGCCGGCUGUCUCUGUUCUCUUCUGUCUUUGUGAAACUGUCAGUAGAUGGAGUGAGACUUAGAGUAGAUAUUGCUGUGUCGUUGUGUAUCCAUUCUCAGACCGGUCUACAAACUUGUAGUGGUCACUCAAUCACGGCUACUGCUGCUGCUGCCCAACCAUCGACGUCCAUUAGCCGUACUAAUAUAGCGGAUGUCCGGGUUGGCAGUGUGGCAGACCAGACAGACACCGUGCGGAUAAAGAUGAAGACAGCCGAACAUGUCAAACGACCUAUGAACGCAUUCAUGGUGUGGUCAAGGGACGAAAGAAAACAGUUUGCACAGGAGAACCCAAAGAUGCACAACUCGGAGAUCUCAACAAAGCUCGGCGAAAAGUGGAAGCGGCUGACCGAGGAAGAGCGUGCGCCUUACGUGGAUAAGGCCAGAAGCAUCAGAACAGAACAUAUGAAGAAGUUUCCGGAUUACAAAUACAGGCCGAAGCGCAAACCAAAGACCAUCUCUGCCACUUCUCGUGUUCCCACCACAAAUCAUGAUGAUGAGAGUGGUCCGGAUAGUCCACCUGACUCCCUGAAUGGGAGAGGUUAUGACCACCGGCGGUACCCGUUCUCGCCAUAUCAAACCUCUCGCGGCUCCAGAGCACCAGCUGGUGGAGUGCCAGUUGGAACACUGACAAGAGCGAGUAGUGCUUUCAACUUUCCUACAGCAAUGUCCGCAAGCGGAUGGACGAGCAGUGGAACAUCUCUCUUCAGUUCUACAACACCUAUCGGACAGUAUAGUCAACUUCAACGCAGCUCCAUAUCUCUUCCUGAUUUGAACGCUGCCACCAUCGUACCAGCUGGUUCACUUCAGCCAGUACCAGUAAAUGUAUUUCCUCAGGCAAAUCCUCCCGCCCCCGGACGCCAGGUGGCCACCAUGGUAUCGACUACACAGGCAUUGAACGGCGGAAGCAGCAGUGCCACCAACCUGUACACCGCAGCACCGCAGUACCAAACGUUUAUCCUACCAAGUGCCGCUCCAGGACAGCCUCAAGCGGUAAUGGCAGCUGGAGCAGCGCCGCACUACGCCGUGAAAGUGGAGUCAGUGCAACAGCCGCAGCAUUCCUACCCAGGCCCAGCACCUGUUGUACUCACGUCGCUGCCGCCGCAGAUCCUACCCCCAACUCCUGGUGCCAUCCAUGCUAUCCAAGCGGCGACAGCGGCGACAGGGUCCCCUUCACUAAUGGCAGCACCCGCUAGUGCUGCCCAGUGCGCUGCACAAUAUACAACCCAGGCACCUGCAGCACGGGACCAUCAAGCUCCAGUUUAUUAUCCAGUACAACAUCCCACGCAUAAUGUUCAGAUCCAGUAAACAAAGAAAAACACACACGCAUACAUACAUUUUUUGACUGACAUUGCACUGGUGGUUUCAGGAUCAAAAUCGCAGUUCUUGUUGCCGUUUCUGUUGGUCCCGUCGUGAUAGUUUACAAUAAACUUAAAGGGGGCACACUACCCAAAAAUUCGCUGAAAACUCGAAUUUGUAAAUUCAUAUCGAGUGCUAUGUCAGUUGAAAGAGCAUGAAUAGCUGAAAAAUCACUGAAAGGUUUGUCUCGAUCUGACCAGCCGUUCAAGAGUUAUGGCCGAAAAUGUGCCCUUGCAAGGAAAGAUUUUUUUUGUUGCACGCUGUCAUUUGUUGUCAGCACUGUAUUUGAAUCUGAGCAGACCGUG
Messenger RNA from Sycon ciliatum, 1761 nucleotides. Its product is annotated as transcription factor Sox-19b-like. Lineage: Eukaryota; Metazoa; Porifera; Calcarea; Leucosolenida; Sycettidae. The transcript has 2 exons. The record is from RefSeq and is a predicted model, not a curated record. Gene Ontology annotation, biological process: cell differentiation; regulation of DNA-templated transcription; anatomical structure morphogenesis. The coding region runs from base 302 to 1405 and encodes 367 amino acids. Gene Ontology annotation, molecular function: RNA polymerase II cis-regulatory region sequence-specific DNA binding; DNA-binding transcription factor activity, RNA polymerase II-specific.